Molecule: messenger RNA, 3064 nt
Organism: Cynoglossus semilaevis (tongue sole)
Lineage: Eukaryota; Metazoa; Chordata; Actinopteri; Pleuronectiformes; Cynoglossidae
Gene: nox5
Product: NADPH oxidase, EF-hand calcium binding domain 5
Exons: 18
Coding region: 202-2682 (826 amino acids)
Biological process (GO): superoxide anion generation; defense response
Cellular component (GO): plasma membrane; NADPH oxidase complex
Molecular function (GO): superoxide-generating NAD(P)H oxidase activity; calcium ion binding
Source: RefSeq, a predicted model, not a curated record
UAGAUAUACAAUACAGUAUUAUUGGUGACUGUGACGUGACGGCUUGGGCCUCCGGACCAGGGUGGCUGGGUUCCCCCACUGGACAGGCUGUGCAGCGCGCACAAGAGCUCUCUCUAUAAGGUCUCAACUUUCCCAUCACCCCUCUCUUUGGUCCUCAAACAAGCGCCCCUGGUGGAGGGGGGUGGUGGGGUGGAGUCCUGGAUGUCAGCUGCAGCUGCCACUGUGAAGAGGAGGAGGAGGAGAAGGAGAAACAGAUCAGAUCCCCAGACUGAGGACGGAGACGGACAGACCUCGGCCUCACUGCAGCCACAGACACUCACCAUGAGCUCAGAGGAGGACGCCCGCUGGCUGGACUGGGUCACCAAGCAGUUUGAGAUCAUCGCAGGAGACGACAAGGAGAUCAGUCUGGACGAGUUCAAAACUGCUCUGAAGGUCAAAGAGUCCUUCUUUGCAGAGCGUUUCUUUGCCCUCUUUGACUCCGACGGCAGCUGCUCCAUCAGUCUGGACGAACUGCUGGAGGCCCUGGACCUCCUCAUCCACGGCAGCGAGGCCGACAAACUGCGCUUCCUGUUUCAGGUCUACGAUGUGGACGGCAGUGGUUCUAUUGAUCCAGAUGAACUCAGGAUAGUUCUGAAGUCCUGCCUGCGUGAGAGCGCCAUCUCCCUGCCAGAGGAGAAGCUGGACGACCUGACGUUAGCGCUGUUUGAGUCGGCAGAUAAAGACAACAGUGGAGCGAUCACCUUUGAGGAGCUGAAGGCUGAGCUGGAGGCGUUCCCAGAGGUGAUGGAGAACCUCACCAUCAGUGCUGCUAACUGGUUGAAGCCUCCUGACAUGGAGCAGAAGAAGCGCCAGACUCCUCGGUACCUGACCCGGGUCUACUGGCAGAACAACAGUCGGAAGCUUCUCUUCCUGUGCCUGUACGCCUGUGUCAGUCUGCUCCUCUUCAUCAGUGCCAUACUGCAGCACAGCCAGCAUGGGGCGUGGUAUAUGGUGGCCAAAGGCUGCGGACAGUGUCUCAACUUCAACUGCACCUUCGUCAUGGUGCUGAUGCUGCGGCGCUGUCUGACCUGGCUCAGGGCCACCUGGGUGGUCAGGGUCUUACCUCUGGACCAGAACAUCUUACUUCAUCAGAUCGUGGGCUACGCCAUCCUCGGCUUCACGCUGGUUCACACCACUGCUCACAUCUUCAACUUUGUCCAGAUGUCAGAGACCAGUGAGUACAGCCUGUGGGAGUACGUCUUCACCACCAGGCCUGGUAUCGGCUGGGUGCAGGGGACGGCCUCGGUGACGGGGGUGGUCCUGCAGGUCCUCAUCUGUCUGAUGGUGGUCUGCUCCAUGACAUUUGUGAGACGCAGUGGUCACUUUGAGGUGUUCUACUGGUCCCAUCUGUCCUACAUCUGGGUGUGGGCUCUGCUCAUGGUCCACUGUGCCAACUUCUGGAAGUGGUUCGUGGUCCCUGGUCUGGCCUUCCUGCUGGAGAAGAUCGUUGGAAUUGCCGUCUCUCGUAUGGGCGGCCUUUACAUCGUGGAGGUCAACCUGCUGCCCUCUAAGGUGACUCACCUGGUCAUCAAACGUCCUCAGUUCUUCCAUUUCAAACCUGGAGACUACGUCUACAUCAACAUCCCUGUCAUCGCCAAGUACGAGUGGCACCCGUUCACCAUCAGCAGCGCUCCAGAGAAAUCAGAUACUCUGUGGCUGCACAUCCGCUCCAUGGGUCAGUGGACCAACCGUCUGUACGAGUACUUCAGAGAACCACAGACCCAGAACGUCAGCCCGAAGAGACUGGCCACCAGUCUGAGGAACCACAGACACGCACUCAGAGCCCAGGAGGAGCUGUUUAGCUCCACGGAUUCCAACAGAGCAGUGGCGUCCAAUGAGGACGAGGCUGUGGAGCUGACCAUGUACCGACAGAACAGCUCCAGGAGCAGCACUGCUUCGGUGGCGCCCUCUGGAGAUCAAGACUUAGCAGAGACUCAGGUGGAUGAGCUGAGUCCUGCAGAGCGAGGAGAGGCUCCGCCCCUCAAGGAUGGUUCAGCCACAUUUGGAGAAAAUCACAGGUUCUGCAACAUCAAGUGUUAUGUAGAUGGUCCAUAUGGAACUCCAACCAGACAGAUCUUCACGUCUGAACACGCUGUACUGAUCGGUGCUGGGAUUGGAAUCACACCCUUUGCUUCUAUCCUUCAAAGCAUCAUGUUCCGAUACCGUUGCAGGAAGCAGAACUGCCCCAACUGUAACUACUCGUGGUGUGAGAACAUCAAAGACAGCGACAUGAAGCUACGCAAAGUGGACUUCAUCUGGAUCAACAGAGACCAGAAGUCCUUCGAAUGGUUUGUUAGUCUGUUGACCAAACUGGAGAUGGACCAGGCUGAUGAGGAGCCAGAAGGCCGUUUCCUGGAGAUGCACAUGUACAUGACAUCAGCACUCAGUAAGAACGACAUGAAGGCUAUCGGCCUGCAGAUGGCACUAGACCUGCUGGCGAAGAAGGAAAAGAGAGACUCUAUCACUGGACUAAGGACCAGAACCCAACCAGGGCGACCAGAGUGGGGGAAGGUGUUCCAGAAAGUCUCAGAGGAGAAGAAAGGGAAAGUUCAUGUAUUUUACUGUGGAGCUCCAGCUCUGGCUAAAGUCAUCAAGGCUCAGUGUGAAAACUUCGGCUUCAACUUCUACAAGGAGAACUUCUGACUCUGUGUGUGUGUGUAUCUGGUAUAUGCACCUUCUGGUUUCAUAUAAUAAAAUGUUUCUCUCUGUGGAUGUCAGCAGCUUUACUCCAACAGGAACCAUGUGUAUUGAUGUGCCAUCUGAUGACCAGAGUCAGUGAUAAUCAUGGUGUAAUCCAGGGGUGGCCAACCAGUCAGAGAGCCACAAUUUUUACUGUGUUACUGCAAAGAGCCACAUGAUGUACCUGGGCACACGUGAACUGCCCCCCAAAAAAUAAACACUCCCACUCUGUUCAAAUGUCCUGCCUUCAUAUUCUCCUUUUGCUGUGCAUUUUUUCCCUGCCAUUUUGAGAGCAGAGUUUGGUUGGCCUACUCUACUCUAGUGCUUUUGCCUCAACGCCCAUGUA